Scatophagus argus is the source of this 1336-nucleotide messenger RNA. RefSeq names its product homeobox D9a (gene hoxd9a). Gene Ontology annotation, biological process: embryonic skeletal system morphogenesis; regulation of transcription by RNA polymerase II; proximal/distal pattern formation. Bases 86 to 907 code for a protein of 273 amino acids. Gene Ontology annotation, cellular component: nucleus. The record is from RefSeq and is a predicted model, not a curated record. The transcript has 2 exons. Lineage: Eukaryota; Metazoa; Chordata; Actinopteri; Scatophagidae. Gene Ontology annotation, molecular function: DNA-binding transcription factor activity, RNA polymerase II-specific; RNA polymerase II cis-regulatory region sequence-specific DNA binding.
AACCAAUCCCUGUAGAUGCAGGCCAGCAAAAAUACUAUGAUUGUUCAUAGAGGGAAGCUUUCCGUAACAGUGCAACCCUUAUUAUAUGAGUAGGAAGAGAUCAAAAAUGUCUACCAGUGGCACUCUCAGUAACUGCUAUGUGGACGCUAUAAUGGGGCAGGAGCCGGAGGAUGUGUACGGUGCUCGCUUUAUUCAGGCUCCACACAUGGUGACCCCGAGGCCGUCAGGUGCUGGGGACAACGCAGACUUCUCCUCUUGCAAUUUUGCACCAAAGUCCGCCGUUUUCUCGUCGUCUUGGUCGUCGGUUCAUCCGCAGGGGAUUUAUCAUCCGUACGUGCACCACCACCACCACCACCACCACCAGUCCCAUCUCCCCGCCUCGGACGGCAGAUAUGUAGGCGUCCGCUCCUGGAUGGACCCCAUCUCGAACCACGUUUCGUUUGCCGGAUUUCACUCCGGCGGUCGGCCGUACGGGACAAAGCCGGAGGUCCUGCCACCGAAAGCUGCAGAGUGCGACACGUUGGAGGCAGAGGCUCGGCCGCUCGCCGGUGAAUUCGCUUGUGGAGUAUCGGAGUGUCCAGAAAAGGCGACCAAAGAGCACAGUGGAAGUGAGCUUUCGAGCCACAGCGAGCCCAAAGAGGAGAAACAACAACUUGACCCAAACAAUCCUGCAGCAAACUGGAUUCACGCACGCUCAACGAGAAAGAAGAGGUGCCCUUACACGAAAUAUCAGACUUUGGAGCUGGAGAAGGAGUUCCUCUACAACAUGUAUUUGACAAGAGACCGGCGCUAUGAAGUGGCCCGCAUACUCAGUUUAACCGAGAGACAAGUGAAGAUCUGGUUCCAGAACAGGAGGAUGAAAAUGAAGAAGCUGAACAGAGAGAGGAGCGACAAGGAGCACAUAUGAAACCACCGCUGCUGCCAUUUAACACAUCUGAUGUUGAUACCAAGGAAGGCAUCUGAACAAUGGCAAUUAUUUUUGUAGGAUCCUCGGCAGCCAUUUCAUUUUUUUUAGACCCUCUAGCGUAAUAUUGCGUGUCAUAAGGUGUUGGCCGAGUAAGCAUAAGAAUCCCAUGUGCGGGGAUUUGUCUUGAGAUACAGACAUGGAUACGGUUGAUAUCUCGCUAUUUCGAGGCAUCUGAAGUUCUCCUUUUUCUAGUUUUACACAAACACACACUGGGAUGUUCAGGCAGAAUUGUUCAGCAUCCAACACACACACACGCACACACACACACACACCUCUACAGUAUAGGAAGACGUGCCUAUAUGUGUUAUUGCUUUUCUAGCUGUUAAGAAUGUGGAGUUGUAUAUAAAACAUUUUCACAGCUUAAACUAC